Cavia porcellus (domestic guinea pig) is the source of this 3994-nucleotide messenger RNA. RefSeq names its product NLR family member X1 (gene Nlrx1). Bases 173 to 3235 code for a protein of 1020 amino acids. The transcript is spliced from 11 exons. The record is from RefSeq and is a predicted model, not a curated record. NCBI's taxonomy places the organism in Eukaryota, Metazoa, Chordata, Mammalia, Rodentia, Caviidae. Gene Ontology annotation, molecular function: protein binding. Gene Ontology annotation, cellular component: mitochondrion. Gene Ontology annotation, biological process: negative regulation of canonical NF-kappaB signal transduction.
UUCCUGUGGGUCCCCAAAGCCAUCUGAAAGGAGGAGAGCUGCUUGGGACUCAGCCUGCUGCGUGUCCCUGGAUCUCUGGGAACACUGGCCCUGUGCUUUCCCGGAGACCAGGGUGAUCAGCAGACAAUCGUGGCCCUGUGCGUCCCACCGUGACUCAGUGGCUCUGCAUCUGAUGCCAACCCUGAAAUUUCCCUGGAUCCCGGGACUCACACCGUGCCAUGGAGAAGAGGCUGUGCACAGCAUAAACAGGGGAGCGGGCACGAAGGUGGUGCCAAGUCGCCAGGCUCUGACUUUUUCUCCCAGAAUGAGGUGGGGGCACCAUUUGUCCAGGGCAUCUUGGGGCUCUCGUCUUGGAAGAAUACCCCGGCUACCAGAUGAUCACAGCCCCUUCCUGAUCCACCGGAGAUGGCUGUCUAGAAGGGAGCGGCCCCUUGGGCCGCUUAGGGCCUCUGAACGCCUCCAUGGAAGCUCAGCAGAGAGUGCUCCCCACAGUGCUCCCCAGGCUAGAAGGCAUGCACAGCUGUUCCAGAGCUCCUCUGCGGCUGACGCUAUACGUCAGCACCGCCAGAACCUGGUUGAGUGGUUCAGCCGGCUGCCCAGGGAGGAGCGGCAGUUUGGCCCGACCUUUGCCCUUGACACAGCCCAUGUGGACCCUGUGAUCCGAGAGAGCACCCCUGAUGAGCUGUUUCGGCCGUCUUCAGCACUGGCCUUGGAUCAUCAGUCACCCACAGCAGGGCUCCCCCCGCUGGCCCUGUCUGAGCUCUUUAACCCAGAUGCCUCUGGGCGCCGGGUGCAGACGGUGGUGCUCUAUGGGACUGUGGGCAUGGGCAAGAGCACGCUAGUGCGCAAGAUGGUCCUGGACUGGUGCUAUGGGCAGUUGCCAGCCUUCGAGCUACUCAUCCCCUUCUCCUGUGAGGACCUGUCAUCGCUGGGCCCAGCCCCUGCCUCCCUGUGCCAACUGGUAGCCCAGCGCUACACACCCCUGAAGGAGGUCCUGCCCCUGAUGUCUACUGCCGGCUCCCGAGUGCUCUUUGUGCUCCAUGGCUUGGAGCGUCUGAACCUGGACUUCCGGCUGGCAGGCACAGGGCUUUGCAGUGACCCGAAGGAGCCAGGUGCACCAGCUGCCAUCAUCGUCAAUCUGCUGCGCAAAUAUAUGCUGCCUGAGGCCAGCAUUCUGGUGACCACUCGGCCUUCUGCCAUCAGCCGCAUCCCCAGCAAAUACGUGGGCCGCUAUGGUGAGAUCUGUGGCUUCUCUGAUACCAACCUGCAGAAGCUCUACUUCCAGCUGCGCCUCAACCAGCCCGACUGCAGGCACAGUGCAGGGAUCCUGGCCACGCCAGCUCAGCGGGACCACCUGGUGCAGAUGCUGUCCCGGAACUUGGAAGGCCACCACCAGAUCGCCACUGCCUGCUUCCUGCCCUCCUACUGCUGGCUUGUCUGUGCAACCUUACACUUCCUGCAUGCCCCGACCCCUGCUGGCCAGACCCUCACAAGCAUCUACACCAGCUUCCUGCGGCUCAACUUCAGUGGGGAGAUGCUGGACAGCACUGACGCCUCUAACUUAUCCCUGAUGGCCUACGCAGCCCGAACCAUGGGCAAGCUGGCCUAUGAGGGUGUGUCCUCCCGCAAGACCUACUUCUCAGAAGAGGAUGUCCGGGGCUGCCUGGAGGCUGGCGUCAAAACAGAAGAGGAAUUUCAGCUGCUGCAUGUCUUCCGCCGGGAUGCCCUGAGGUUUUUCCUGGCCCCGUGUGUGGAGCCGGGGCACCUGGGCACCUUUGUGUUCACUGUGCCUGCCAUGCAGGAGUACCUGGCCGCCCUCUACAUCGUGCUGGGUUUGCGCAAGACAACCCUGCAACGGGUGGGCAAGGAGGUGGCCGAGCUGGUGGGCCGUGUUGGGGAGGAUGUCAGCCUGGUACUGGGCAUCGUGGCCAAGCUGCUCCCUCUGCGGAUUCUGCCUCUGCUCUUCAACUUGCUCAAGGUGGUCCCUCGAGUGUUUGGGCGCAUGGUGGGAAAGAGCCGGGAGGCCGUGGCCCAGGCCAUGGUGCUGGAGAUGUUCCGAGAGGAGGACUACUACAAUGAUGAUGUCCUGGACCAGAUGAGUGCCAGUAUCCUGGGUGUGGAGGGCCCCCGGCGCCACCCCGAUGAGCCCCCAGAGGAUGAAGUCUUUGAGCUGUUCCCCAUGUUCAUGGCGGGGCUUCUGUCUGCCCACAACCGGGCAGUGCUGGCUCAGCUUGGCUGCCCCAUCAAGAACCUGGAUGCCCUGGAGAAUGCCCAGGCUAUCAAGAAGAAGCUGGGCAAGCUGGGCCGGCAGGUGCUGCCGCCCUCGGAGCUCCUUGACCACCUCUUCUUCCAUUACGAGUUCCAGAACCAGCGCUUCUCUGCCGAGGUGCUCAGCUCCCUGCGCCAGCUCAACUUGGCAGGUGUGCGCAUGACACCCCGCAAGUGUACAGUGGUGGCAGCUGUCCUGGGCAGUGGAAAGCAUGCCCUGGACGAGGUGAACUUGGCCUCCUGCCAGCUGGACCCUGCUGGACUGCGCACACUCAUGCCUGUCUUCCUGCGUGCCCGGAAGCUGGGCUUACAACUCAACAGCCUGGGCCCUGAGGCCUGCAGGGACCUCCGAGACCUGCUGCUGCAUGACCAGUGCCAAAUUACCACCCUGCGGUUGUCUAACAACCCAUUGACGGCGGCAGGUGCUGCCCUGCUGUUGGAGGGGCUGGCAGGAAACACCUCGCUGACACACCUGUCCCUGCUGCACACCGGCCUUGGGGACGAGGGCCUGGAGUUGCUAGCUGCCCAGCUGGACCGCAACCAUCAGCUGCAGGAGCUGAACGUGGCCUACAAUGGCGCUGGUGACAAGGCAGCCCUGGCCCUGGCAAAGGCGGCUCGGGAGCACCCUUCCCUGGAGCUGCUGCACCUCUACUUCAAUGAGCUGAGCUCAGAAGGCCGCCAGGUCCUGCGAGACUUGGGGGGCACUGCUGAAGGCGGUGCCCGGGUUGUGGCAUCACUGACAGAGGGGACAGCCGUGUCGGAGUACUGGUCGAUGAUCCUCAGUGAAGUACAGCGGAACCUCAACAGCUGGGACUGGACACGGGUCCGGCGCCACCUUGAGCUACUGCUUCGGGAUCUGGAAGAUAACCGAGGUGCCACCCUUAAUCCUUGGCGCAAGGCCCAGCUGCUGCGAGUGGAGGGUGAGGUCAAGGCCCUCCUGGAGCAGCUGGGGAGCCCUGGCAGCUGAACAGGGGCAACUGAGACCUGGCUGUGGGGACCACUGACUGCAAUGCCUCCCCUCUGGCCCACACCUCUUUCCUGCCUGGAUUCUACUCCUUCUAGAAAGCCCCCCUCAGCUGGGCACAGUGGCACAUGCCUGUAAUAGCCCAGCCAAUCAAGAGGCUGAGGCAGGAGGAUUGCAAAUUUGAGGGUAGCCUGAAUACUUAGUGAGACCCUGCCUCAAAAAACAAAAUAAAACAAAAAAAACCCCCAAAACCAGAAAGCUGAGUAUCUAGCUCAGUAUUAAAAUCCUUUCUGGGUUCAACUCCCAGUACUAAGGGAGAUGAAUGGUGCUUCAGGGCUGGACAGUGGCCUCCGCCCUGUGGAGCAUGUCCACCUAGGGCCUGUACAGCUGGAAUUUCCGGGGUCAGCAUCAGAGAUGGUGGACUGUUGCUUGGUCUUGGAGAUGGGACAUGCCUCUUCUCUCAUUGGCUGAAAGGACUAAGGAUAUGGCAUCUGAGUGACCACCUGCUCUGUGGCACCACCACCCAUCUUCUCUCUCUUUCCACUCGAGGAGCCUCUGAUUGUGCCAGAGGCACACUUCUCACACCUGCCAUGCCAGGGCUUCGCUCCUGCUUUACGCUCACCUGUGGGCACCAAGGAUGCCGUCACAUUGGUGCUUUCCUGGCCCUCAGGCUCCCUGCACCACGCUGGUCCCGAGGGCCUGGUGGCCUCCCAUGGCCCGGCACACCCAUGUUGCUGCUAUUAAAAAGCCAAGUGUCUUCCA